UGAAACAGAAAGAGAACUCUCUUUGUAGACGGAAAGAAAAUGGCGGACGAUCAGGAACAUUUUAGCUGUCCUAUGUGUUUGGAGCUACUAAAAGAUCCUGUGACGACUGCCUGUGGUCAUACCUACUGUAUGAGCUGUAUCAAUACCUUUUGGGAUCAAGACAAUGAGAUUAAUUCUAAGUACUGCUGUCCCCUGUGUAGACAGACUUUCACUUUAAGACCUGUUCUCAAGAAAAAUACCCUGCUGGCUGAAAUGGUGGAAAAACUGAGGAACACAACGUUCAAAGAUAUGACUCUUGAUUUUAAUAAGGCUGAACAUGGCGAUGUGGAGUGUGACAUCUGCGCUGGGGAAAAACGCAAAGCUGUUAAAUCAUGUCUGGUGUGUUUGGUUUCUUACUGUGAACCUCACUUCCAGCCCCACUUGGAGUUGCCUAUCCUCAGGAAACAUAGGAUGAUUAAUGCCCACAAAAAACUAGAUCAGAAGAUCUGCCCUCACCACGACAAACUGCUGGAGGUCUACUGUCGUACUGACCAGCAAUGCAUCUGUUUUCUGUGUGCUAUGGAUGAACAUAAAGACCACGAGACAGUCUCAGCUGCAGCAGAAAGAACAGAGAAACAAAUGCAGCUAAGUGAGACCCAGCAGAAAGUCCUGCUAAGAAGAUUGGAGAUAAGUGUGGAGAUACAAAAGCUAAGAGAGGCAGGAGACUCCAUCACAUUCUCUGUAUGCACCUGACAGAACUCUGCAUGGACAGCAGUAGAUGACUUUGACAGGGCCUGUGACGAGCACAUCCGUGUGUGUGUUCGCUCCGUGGAAAGAAGACGUUCAGAGGUGAAGGAGCUCGUCAGAGCCCAGCAGGGGGCAGCAUUAGUGAAU
Molecule: messenger RNA, 873 nt
Organism: Osmerus eperlanus (European smelt)
Lineage: Eukaryota; Metazoa; Chordata; Actinopteri; Osmeriformes; Osmeridae
Product: E3 ubiquitin-protein ligase TRIM47-like
Exons: 3
Coding region: 40-732 (230 amino acids)
Molecular function (GO): zinc ion binding
Source: RefSeq, a predicted model, not a curated record